AUGCCCGCUUUCCGCCCCUCCCCCGCCGCUCUACGAAGCUUGCGCCGCUGCUACUCUACUUCACCAGCUGCACCUCCGACAUCGCCAUUCGCGCCGCGCCAUCUCCUGUCCAUAGCAGAUCUCACGCCCGCCGAGCUGACUACACUCGUCCAAAAUGCGCACCAACACAAGACGGCCAUCAAGCAGACGGGAGAGGUGCCGCAUUCGAUGCGCGGGGCACUCGCAGGCAAGACCGUCGCAAUGACCUUCAGCAAACGGAGUACCCGCACAAGGGUGUCGACCGAAGGCGCCAUCGCGGCUUUUGGAGGCUCACCCAUGUUCCUAGGCAAGGACGACAUACAGCUGGGUGUCAACGAAUCCCUCUACGACACUUCGCUCGUCCUCUCCAGCAUGACCGCCGCAAUCGUAGCCCGCGUAGGUCCUCACUCUGACGUCGCCGACCUCGCCAAGCACUCGAGCGUCCCCGUCAUAAACGCCCUCUCCGACCUCUACCACCCCCUCCAGAUCAUCGCCGACUUGCUGACCAUGGCCGAAAUAUACCCUUCCACAUCCUCUACCUCUCUCGGCCUAGAGGGUCUGAAGAUUGCAUGGAUAGGAGAUGCGAACAAUGUCCUUUUUGAUCUAGCCAUUGGUGCAACAAAGCUAGGCAUCGAUAUCGCCGUCGCAACCCCCGCUGGCUACGAGAUUCCCAAGGCCAUGCGUGAAGUCAUCUCCCAUGCCGCGCAAACGUCUCCCCACCCAGGCAAACUCUUCGAAACCAACACGCCCGAAGAAGCCAUCAAGAAUGCAGAUAUCCUCGUGACAGACACUUGGGUAUCCAUGGGCCAGGAAGAGGAGACUGCCAAGCGCCUCAAAGCCUUCUCCGGCUUCCAGAUCACCUCUGAACUGGCGAAACGUGGCGGCGCCAAGGACAACUGGAGCUUCAUGCAUUGCCUACCCAGGCAUCCCGAGGAGGUUGCUGAUGAGGUCUUUUACGGGCCGAGGAGUGUCGUGUUCAAGGAGGCAGAGAACAGGUUAUGGGCAGCCAUUUCUGCGCUGGAAGCCUUCGUUGUGAACAAGGGAAACAUUCAGUGA
Alternaria postmessia is the source of this 1074-nucleotide messenger RNA. RefSeq lists its product as uncharacterized. The transcript is spliced from 2 exons. NCBI's taxonomy places the organism in Eukaryota, Fungi, Ascomycota, Dothideomycetes, Pleosporales, Pleosporaceae. Gene Ontology annotation, biological process: L-citrulline biosynthetic process. Gene Ontology annotation, molecular function: amino acid binding; ornithine carbamoyltransferase activity. The record is from RefSeq and is a predicted model, not a curated record. Gene Ontology annotation, cellular component: mitochondrion. Bases 1 to 1074 code for a protein of 357 amino acids.